AUGAAUGAACCAGUAGGAAUUCCAUUAAAACAAAAUAGAGACAAAUCAAUACCAAUCAUUGAAUGCAUUUUACUAAGUGGUUAUCAAGAAAUUCCUUUAAGAGGCAGUUUUGAUUUUGGUCCAAUAAAUGUUAAAAAUUCAACUCACAAUGAAGUUGACAAAGUUAAUGAAUCUAAAUGUUUUUCGGUCAUGGCUGAUGAAACCAUAGAUGUGUCGGUGUCAGAACAGCUGACAAUAUGUGUGCGCUAUUUAAGUGGUACUGGUUCAAACAUUGAAAUCAAUGAAGAUUUCUUAAAGUUUUAUGAAAUCAGCAGUUUGACUGGAAAAGAUUUGGCGUCAUCAAUCCUUAAUGGACUAAAUUCAUGUGGGCUUGAUUGUGACUUUUUGUACAGCCAAGGAUAUGACGGUGCAGCAAAUAUGGCUGGUCAAUUUAAAGGCGCUCAAACAAUUAUACGAUCUAAACAUCCAAAAGCCUUGUAUGUCCAUUGUGCUGCGCAUUCUUUAAAUUUAGCUGUUUCGUCUGCAUGCAAUAUGCAGUCUAUAAGGAACUGCCUUGGAAUAAUUGAAAAAUAUUAUUGUUUUUUUAAUUUUCCUAAACGAAACAAUGAACUUUUAGAAGUUAUUAAUAAUGGUGAUUGGGAACCAAAAGUGAAAACUUUAAAACGUCUGUGUAUGACAAGAUGGGUACAACGUUAUGACGCUAUCAAUGAUUUCAUUGAGCUAUUUCCAUGUGUAACAACUGCACUUAGUAACAUAUUAGAAUGGAAUGACAGUUCAAGUACUGAUGCAAAUAUGAUGUUAAAAGCAAUAGAUUCAGAAUUUCUUGUGUCUCUUCAAGUUAUUAAAGUAUUAUUUUCAUUUGCGCUACCAUUGUGUAAGCAGCUUCAGAGAAAUUACAUUGACUUAAAAGAAAUGGUUAAUUUGGCAAGUACUAGUAUGACUGUUCUUGAAAAUCUAAGAAAAAAUGUUCAAAGAAGCUCAGGUCAAACUAUUUGUCAUCAAAUAACAGCCUUAGUCCUGAAGGCUAUUACCGCGUAUCAAUUUGUAUUCCCUUCAUUGAAUCAUUCAUAUCACAAAUUAAUGAAAGAUUCUUGGCUCAUCAAAAUAUUUUUAAAGGGUUUCAAUGUUUGUUUGAUGACACUAAUUCAAAAGAUAUAA
Molecule: messenger RNA, 1158 nt
Organism: Metopolophium dirhodum (rose-grain aphid)
Lineage: Eukaryota; Metazoa; Arthropoda; Insecta; Hemiptera; Aphididae
Product: zinc finger MYM-type protein 1-like
Exons: 7
Coding region: 1-1158 (385 amino acids)
Source: RefSeq, a predicted model, not a curated record